ACAACCACGAACUUCACUGGUACUCCAACCCGCCGUACGCCGCCACGCCUCCAACCCGGAUUCCAAAUACUGGCAAACUUAGACAAGCUAUUACAGGGUAGCCAGGGGCCAAGAUGGUUGUCACCAAGGUGGGACAGUGGUCGAACGUCGAAGAUGAGGUCCUCAAGGCCGCCAUCUCGAAGUAUGGCCUGAACCAGUGGGCGCGCUGUGCCUCCCUCCUCGCAAAGAAAACGGCGAAGCAGUGCAAGGCGCGAUGGAACGAAUGGCUAGAUCCGAGCAUCAAGAAGACCGAAUGGUCGCGCGAGGACGACGAGAAGCUGCUCACGAUGGCCAAGCUACUCCCCACACAAUGGCGUACGAUCGCACCGAUUGUUGGAAGGACCGCAACGCAAUGUCUCGAACGCUACCAGAAGCUCCUCGAUGAGCAGGAGUCACGCGAAUCCGGCGAUUUGGGCUUGGCCGGACCAGAAGGUGGAGAGUCUGCGGCUCCCACGGCUGAGGAUGUCCGCCGGCUUCGACCAGGAGAGGUCGAUGCGUAUGCCGAGGCCAGACCAGCUCGCCCUGAUGCGAUCGACAUGGACGAGGAAGACAAGGAGAUGCUCUCAGAGGCGCGUGCGCGCCUGGCUAAUGUGAGCGGAAAGAAAGCCAAACGGAAAGCUCGCGAACGACAACUGGAGGAAUCGAGGAGAAUCGCGCUGCUUCAGAAAAGACGUGAGCUCAAAGCUAGUGGGAUUAACAUCAAGAUCACAGCGAAGAAGGGCAACCAUAUCGACUACAACGCCGAUGUACCCCUCGAACGCGAAGUACCGGCGGGAUUCUACGACACGACUGAUGAGCUCGACCGCAACGAGAAGCAGCGCGAGGCCUUCGACCCACGAAAACAACAACUGGCAAACAAGCGCAAAGCAGAGCAACAGGAGGAAGGCGGCAACAAGCGAAAAAAGGAUGAGAACAAACCUGGAGGUCUUGCAGCGUCAUACGCAAAAGCAGCCCGGGAUCAGAGGAUUCGCGAAGCCGAACAGAGCAGCAAGCGUCGCGCUCUAGCACUGCCAGCACCCCAAGUUGGCGAUGCUGAAAUGGAGGACAUCAUCAAGAUGGGAAUGACAGGAGAGAGGGCUAUUACAGGAGUUGGCGGCGACAACAUGGCUACAGAAGGUUUGGUGGGCAGCUAUUCUGCGCUCGUGAGCAACACACCAAUCCGCACACCUAUGGCGCCCAAGGAAGAGGAUGUUAUCGCCAACGAGGUACGAAAUGCGCGACUUAGGACGGAAACCCAGUCAGCACUGUUGGGAGGAGAUAACCCAGACCUCGUUGAAGACAGCACUCCCGCGUUGCCAGGCUCAGCGACGCGGCACCAGAUUGUAACCCCGAACCCAAUGGCAACGCCAUUUCGUCAAGCCAAUGGAGCGGGUGCUACACCUGCGCGGCAGGGUCAUGGAGCGACGCCCAUACGAACCCCUCGCGACAACUUCCAUCUAAACCAAGAGGAUGGGAUGCAGCUCGUAGGGCAAACACCGCGUGACGUGAAGUUACGCGAGAACGCCAAGAAGUCAGACCUACGAAGCAGACUGGCAGCUUUGCCCAAGCCCAAGGAGACUAGCUGGGAGUUUGAGUUGCCCGAAGAGCGGGAAGAUAGCAUGGAGAUUGAAAUUAGCGAAGAGGAUGCUGCUGAGCGUGACCGUCGGAACAGACAGGCCCAGGAAGCAGCGGAGCGUGCAGAGUUCGCUCGUCAAACACAAGUUGUCCAGAGGUCGUUACCGAGACCAUCCACAGUCGACAUUGAUGCGUUAUUGAAGAGGGCGCUGGAGAUUUCGGAUCCGAUUGAGCGCGAGGUCGAGACGGAAAUGGCACACUUGAUCGCAAACGACGUGCAGAAAUUUGGUGGGGGCAAAGUGUCUGGAACAGCGAAACUCCUCGAACAGUUCAGUGAUGAAGUUCUGAGGGCGGCCAAGAUGGAAUUCGCGCUGGAGCUGUCGAUGAACAGUGAAAAGGACAAGAAGGUGUUCCACGAGGAAUUUGGCACAGCGUGGAUCAACUUGCACGGAUCAUCUACGCUGCCAGGACUGGACGGGUACGAAGAAGACGAGGUCGAUGAGCACCAGAUGAUGGUGGAAACAUUCAACAACGCGCAGGACAGGAUCAUCGAGACAGCACAGCAGGCAAACAAGAUCGAGAAGAAGCUGUCCACGCACCACGGCGGUUACAUGAAGCGGUCUGCUUUGCUUGGAGACAAGAUCAAACAGGCGUCGCUAGCGCUGGAGAAGGCGAAGAUGGAGCUGGACUCUGUCAGGACGAUGCAGUACUCGGAGCAGGCGGCCGUAGCAAGGCGGCUCGAAGGGUUGCGCGACGAGGUGUCGUUUGUUAGCAGGCGCGAGCGCGAGACACAAGAGCUGUACAGGACGCGCAGAGACGAGCUGGAGGGGUUGCAAGCAUCUGCCAAUGGCGGGCACUAGGAAGGCGUGUUUGGAUCGCGUUUGGGUAAUUUGGACAUACGAAGAGGACAUGGGAUUUGCAUUGGUGGCGUCGGUGGGGCGGCAUGCUUGUGUAGUCAGUCAGUCGAGCGUCAGGUCACAUCAGCGGGCCCGAAUACCAAGGAUGCGGUAUGCGU
This is a messenger RNA of Paraphaeosphaeria sporulosa, 2608 nucleotides long. Its product is annotated as cell division control protein. The coding region runs from base 114 to 2453 and encodes 779 amino acids. The record is from RefSeq and is a predicted model, not a curated record. The transcript has a single exon. NCBI's taxonomy places the organism in Eukaryota, Fungi, Ascomycota, Dothideomycetes, Pleosporales, Didymosphaeriaceae. Gene Ontology annotation, cellular component: spliceosomal complex; Prp19 complex. Gene Ontology annotation, biological process: mRNA splicing, via spliceosome.